UCUGUGUUGACUGCGGUUCGAGAAGGUUGGCAGUUUGCAAUUUUCGUACGCCUCAGAAUAGCUGGUAGACAAGAUUUCUGAAGCGGUUUUCGAGUAUUAUUAUUCAAUUCGAUCGAUCACCAACGGUCCAAUUGAGAAUAUCUUAAGCGAAACCGAUAGUCGUCGUCAUACUACCACCCCUGUCCCCUUUGGGCUGUACACGCGCAUAAUUUUCAGGCGACCCGGAUUCAAACCGCACGCAGUACGACUUUUAUUACAAAUAAAUUCAGGAAGAGUUCAGUGAAACAAGUCUUCUUGUUAAAAUGGCUUCAGAAAAGAUUGCUAUGAGCCAACAAACGUUGGUUGAUAACGAACGAUCUCAUAUUGGAAAUCAAAAAUGGACUCAGUACUUAGCUGCAUUAAUAGCUACCAUUGGUGGGUUCAUCGCAGGUACGACCCUUGGAUGGACAGCUCCAGCUGGUCCUAUGUUACAAAAAGGUCAAUAUCCAUUCAGUGUUACAAAUGAAGAUAUUGCGUGGAUUGGAGCGUUUAUGCCCCUCGGUGCAAUGCUUGGCUGUCCAGUUACGGCUUGGCUAGUAGAUAAAUUAGGGCGUAAAAACAUGAUGUUGAUGUUGGUUGCACCAUGCCUUAUUGGAUGGGGAAUGAUUAUUUGGGCUGAAUCUGUAAUGUGGAUUUGUAUGGGACGACUAUUAUCAGGUUUUGCCGGUGGUGCAUAUUCUAUAAUAGUACCUCUAUACACCUCUGAACUUGCUGAAAAAGAAAUUAGAGGAACUUUAGGAACUUAUUUCCAAUUGCAAAUUGUUUCGGGCAUUUUAUUCACUUAUAUUGUUGGAAGUUACUUAAAUGUGUUUGGACUGUCCAUUGCCUGUGCUGUAAUUCCAGUUAUAUAUGUUUGUUUGAUGAUUUUGAUGCCAGAAACACCAAUCUUCCAUUUGAUGAAAGGAAACGUAGAUAAAGCUCGUCUAUCUUUGAGAUACUUCCGUGGCCCAUAUGGCUUAGUUGACCAAGAACUCUCUAACAUGCAGGAUUCACUAGCUAAGACUGAAAGAGAAAGAGUUCCAAUUAUGGAAGCAUUCCAAACAACACCAGCUAAACGUGGUUUGUUCAUUGGUCUUGGAGUGAUGCUUUUACAACAGUUUACUGGUUGCAAUGCUGUUAUUUUCUACGCUACAUUUAUUUUCAAUGAAGCUGGAAGUGCAAUGCCUCCGAACACAUCUACAAUUAUAGUUGGCAUUAUGUCUGUAUUAGCUACUUAUGUUUCUACUCUUAUUGUUGAUAGACUGGGAAGGAAAAUAUUGCUUCUAUGUUCAGCUAUAAUGAUGGGUAUUUGUACCGCACUAAUCGGCGUCUUCUUUUAUCUAAAAGACUUCAACUACGAUGUAUCUUCGAUUGGGUUUAUUCCAUUAGUUUCUUUGUGUGUAUUCAUUGUCCUAUUUUCCCUUGGUUUUGGCCCUAUCCCAUGGAUGUUAAUUGGAGAAAUAUUUCCGGCACAAAUUAAAGGUACCGCAUGUUCAGUUGCCUGUUUAUUUAACUGGUUCUUUGCCUUCCUCGUUACUAAGUUCUUUUCAUCAUUGGUCGCCACAAUUCAUAUUUACAACACAUUCUGGCUGUUCACAUUAUUCAGUAUUUUUGGUGUAUUCUUUGUAAUCACAUUUGUCCCAGAAACUAAAGGAAGGACAAUGGACGAAAUUCAAGAAAUGCUUGGUGCUAGUAAUGAUCUUUCGCCUGCAAACCAAGCCAAUUCAACUACUACCAAAGAAAAAUACUAAAUUUUGCUCUGUUCACUUUCCAAAUUAGAUUCAGUUUUGAUUGCGGAAUAUUGCAUCAGUAUUAAUCAAUUACUGUUACCUUGCAAAAUUAAUUGUUUAUUACAUCUGUUAAAAGAUGCUUUUACUGUUUUUUUAAAAAAUAAUUAUUUAUGUUGUGAUGUCUACAUGUUUUAUUUGAGAAAAAAAUCACAAUACAAAAAUUAACUGUAGUUAUGGAAAGAACUAUAUUAAUCAGUACAUUACAAUAUAGCUGUGAUGUUUUUACUUAUACAGAAAGGCAAUCCAAAUAAUUUAUUCCUAGGCCUCUCAAUGUUGUUAUAAAUUAUAUAUGGUCUAGUCCUAAUAAUAAUCAAAUAUUCUUCAUUAAUUAUUUGUAUCAUGACAUUUUAUCAUUAUAUAUUAUUUAUGAGCAUUUUUUCCAUUCCAAAUGAUUAAAUAAUUGA
Messenger RNA from Adelges cooleyi (spruce gall adelgid), 2212 nucleotides. RefSeq names its product facilitated trehalose transporter Tret1-like. Lineage: Eukaryota; Metazoa; Arthropoda; Insecta; Hemiptera; Adelgidae. Gene Ontology annotation, cellular component: membrane. The record is from RefSeq and is a predicted model, not a curated record. Gene Ontology annotation, biological process: carbohydrate transport; transmembrane transport. The transcript is spliced from 8 exons. Bases 303 to 1769 code for a protein of 488 amino acids. Gene Ontology annotation, molecular function: sugar transmembrane transporter activity.